Molecule: messenger RNA, 2508 nt
Organism: Hibiscus syriacus
Lineage: Eukaryota; Viridiplantae; Streptophyta; Magnoliopsida; Malvales; Malvaceae
Product: YTH domain-containing protein ECT4-like
Exons: 7
Coding region: 165-2123 (652 amino acids)
Biological process (GO): mRNA destabilization
Cellular component (GO): cytoplasm
Molecular function (GO): mRNA binding
Source: RefSeq, a predicted model, not a curated record
AGGGUUUGUAAUCGAAGGAAAUGUUAGAGAAAAUUCGUUUCUUUCUCUGUAAGUUUCAGGAAUUUUCUUCCAGGUCAACUGAAGCCUAGAUUCUUUGAUUUUUCCGAUUUCAAAUUCUCAGCUAAAUCUGCAAGGCAAGUCCACUUCUUGAACUAUUAGAAGCUAUGUAUCAGGAAGGAGUCCCUGAGAUUGUUAUUGAUCAGGAAAUGUACUACCCUACAGAUACCAACUAUGGAUAUUAUUGUACUGGGUUUGAAUCACCAGUUGAUUGGGAGGACCCCCAGAAUAUUUUAGUUGCGGAUGGUCCAGAAGUCCAAUAUGUGGGGACCCAAACUGAACCUUUGCCUUAUGUAUAUUACACACCUAGCUAUGGACAUUCACCAUCUCCAUACAACCCAUACAAUCCUUACAUACCUGGUGCUGUGGUUGGUGACAGCCCAUUCCUAGGAGCGCAACAAUAUUACGCAAUUCCCCCUUAUCAAAGCCCUGCAUCUCCAACUGCCUAUGUUCCUGUUUUCAUUCAACCAGAUGGCAUUCCAAAUAGUUCGACAGACUCUUUGUUAGAUACUCGUGCAUCGGUUGAUACUAGACCUGAUGGAAGAGGAGCUAAAUAUAACCUUGCUACAGCAUCUGCUGCCCUUUCCAGAAAAUCUGCUCCAAAUCAGGCAGAUUCCUUGAGCAGGGUGACCGAUGGACAAAGUAAGCAUUAUGCGGUCCAGAGAAGCAUUCCUGAUAGUUCUGGGUCAGCUUCAGCACGGGCUCAUCGGGCUAGAGUUGCUUCUGGUUCCAUUCAGCCCAUUGGCAUCAUUCCUGGUGGGAAACCUCCAUCUUACCGUGAUCAAUUAAAAACGGACCUACCAGUUGGUAAUGCCAUUUCUGACUAUGGAGUAAAUGCAUGUGGACGUGGUGAUCUGGAUAAACUUCGACCGAAGAUCCAUGUUGGCAGGGUUUUCAAUGAUGCAAAUGGCUUCCCAGAUAAAUGGGCUGAACAGAAUCGAGGUCCUAGAACCAACAGAUCAAAAAACCAACUUGUGGUUAAAGCCUACACAAGUGAAGCAGGAAAUUGUGAUGCCGAAGGCAGCAUCAUUAUCUAUACUGACCAAUAUAACAAGGAUGAUUUUCCAGUGGACUAUGCUGACGCCAAGUUUUUUGUAAUAAAAUCUUAUAGCGAGGAUGAUGUACACAAGAGCAUUAAAUACAAUGUUUGGUCCUCUACACCCCAUGGGAACAAGAAACUGGAGAAUGUUUUUGAAGAUGCGCAGAAAAUAGCUGCAGGGAGACAUAACAGCUGCCCAGUCUUCCUCUUCUUUUCUGUUAAUGCCAGUGGACAAUUCUGUGGUGUAGCGGAGAUGAUUGGUUCAGUUGACUUCCAGAAGGAUAUGGAUUGUUGGCAGCAAGAUAAGUGGAGUGGAAGCUUCCCUGUCAAGUGGCACAUCAUUAAAGAUGUUCCAAACGGCCAAUUUAGACACAUCAUAUUAGGGAACAACGAAAACAAGCCAGUAACUAAUAGCCGGGAUACACAAGAGAUAAUGUACGUGCAAGGUACGGAGAUGUUGAAAAUAUUCAAAAAUCAUGUGAUGAAGACCUCUCUCCUUGACGACUUUUUGUACUAUGAAAAUCGUCAGAGAAUCAUGCAGGAAGAGAGAGCCAUGCAGCUAAUUAAAAGUUUGGAGAGCCCGGUCCUACCACCUGCGAGUGCAUUCAAUCCUGCCAAUAAGCUAAACCACGUUAAGCUACUACUAAAUGAAAAUGAGAGAAGUAUCAAGCAAAGGGAUCCUGAAUUAUCGAGGACAAUUGUUCCUUCAUCUAGUCAGCAGGUUCCUUCGACUAAUUCGAGAUCAACUAACGGAAGCUUAGAGCGAAUUGCAGCUGAAGCUGAAGAUGAUGCAUCUAAUUUAAUGAUUAGCUCUCUCAGCAUAAAUUCAAAUCAGGAUGAAUCUAAAUUCUCUGCAAGUGCUGCUACAAAAACUGAUGCUGUUGAGGUGGUUAACUUCGGAUCAGUGACUGUAAAAGUCAAUAGAUUUACUGAAUCACCUGGUUUUCUAACUGUUGGUACUAUUCCUCUUAAUCCCAAGACCCUCCAGCUUGAUGAAGGGUGUAUUUCUGCUAAAAAGGGUACAUGAUUGCGCUGAGGCAGUGUCUACAGUCGGAUCUUAUUCUCCGCUGGAACAUACUGAAACCUGGUGUAGUGAUGGUGGCAGUGUCGACUGUUGCAAACCUGAGUGUAUCAUCAUGGUUCGUUGUUACAGGCUGGUAAUCUAUAAAUAACAUGUUCAGGUCAGCUUUUGCAUGCUGGUUCUGUUAGCCCCUUAAUUACCCAAGCUGGCUCCAAAUCCAUCAAUACUCAAUACAGUGUUUCCUUUUGUCUCUGAAUAAGUUAAUAUUUUUCAUUUUGCAUUUCAAUUAUUGAUACAAAGAAAAUCCUCUUUUGCUUUUAGAAAAACAUGGGAGAUGAUGCACUGCAAUUGUUUCCUUUAUUACCCCCUUUUUGCAUUCGUCAUUUGUAUU